AAGUCAUCACAACAGCCCACCGAACGGCCUACCAAACAAUCCAAGCGACGAGAAAUGGCCCCAGUGAAGAACGGUCGUAUUCUCUUCAAUGAUAUUCCUUCAGGCUACCCCGAGCCUGGCAAGACCACCAUCUACGAUGAGUCCGAAACGAUUGAUCUCGACAGUGCUCCCCUUAACGGCGGCUUUCUCGUCAAAACCCUCGUCCUCUCUAUCGACCCUUACCUCCGUGACAAGAUGCGGGACCCCAAGGAUUAUGGCUUUGUGCCUCACUUCGAUAUGAACCAGCCGAUCGCCAAUUUCGGCGUAGGUGUCGUAGUGCGUUCUGAGAAUAAGGGUGUCAAGGUCGGAGAUCACCUUUAUGGCACUUUCCCCUUCCAAGAAUACUUCAUACUUCCCGGCCUCGAAGGCUCCCGCAUCCUCGAGAACAAGGAAGGCCUCCCGUGGUCCGCGUAUGUCGGUAUUGCAGGCAUGCCUGGCCAGACCGCCUAUACGGCUUGGAAAGAGUACGCCCAGGCGAAGAAGGGCGAGACCGCCUUCGUUACAGCUGCGUCUGGGCCGGUCGGUUCGCUCGUCGUCCAGUUCGCAAAGGCCGACGGCAUGAAGGUCAUCGCCUCUGCCGGCUCCGACGAAAAGGUCGCAUUCGUCAAGAGCCUCGGAGCAGACGUCGUGUUCAACUACAAGAAGACGAAGACGGCCGAUGUACUGGCAAAGGAAGGCCCCAUCAAUGUCUACUGGGACAACGUCGGCGGCGAGUCGCUCGAUGCUGCUCUUACAAACGCGGCACAGCGCGCCCGAUUCUUGGAGUGCGGCUACAUCACUGGCUACAAUGGCGAGGGGACGCCGGUGAAGAACAUGGCGGUGGUCUUCGGGAAGGAGAUCACGCUCUACGGCUUCCUUGUCUUCUCGCUCCUGCCCAAGUACGAAGACGAGUUUUACCGCGAAAUCCCGGCGCGCGUCGCCAAGGGCGAGUUCAAGUACAUAGAAGAUGCCAAGAAGGGCCUCGAGUGGGCUGGUCACGCCAUCCUUGAUGUGCAGCAGGGAAAGAACCACGGGAAGAGCGUGGUCAUCGUCGCCGAAGAAUAACUGGACAUGGAGGUAAACUGUAAUAAUAAUAUGACAUCAGUUACAAUAAAACGGAUAC
Messenger RNA from Phanerochaete carnosa HHB-10118-sp, 1141 nucleotides. RefSeq lists its product as uncharacterized. The record is from RefSeq and is a predicted model, not a curated record. Bases 55 to 1083 code for a protein of 342 amino acids. NCBI's taxonomy places the organism in Eukaryota, Fungi, Basidiomycota, Agaricomycetes, Polyporales, Phanerochaetaceae. The transcript has 5 exons. Gene Ontology annotation, molecular function: oxidoreductase activity, acting on the CH-CH group of donors, NAD or NADP as acceptor.